This is a messenger RNA of Lepus europaeus (European hare), 3438 nucleotides long. It is a transcript of the gene CEP41, whose product is annotated as centrosomal protein 41. Gene Ontology annotation, cellular component: ciliary basal body. Gene Ontology annotation, biological process: protein polyglutamylation; cilium assembly. Lineage: Eukaryota; Metazoa; Chordata; Mammalia; Lagomorpha; Leporidae. The transcript has 11 exons. The record is from RefSeq and is a predicted model, not a curated record. Bases 77 to 1207 code for a protein of 376 amino acids.
GGUCGUGAGGGUAGGAAGCUAGGGUUAGAGGCAGCCGGUGAGGCUAGAGCCCCGAGCGAGGUCGGUUGGAGCAAGUAUGUCUGUCCGGAGGCACAUUGGGAAUCCUGAGUAUUUGACCAAGAGGAUACCACAGAACCCAAGGUACCAGCAUGUCAAGUCAAGACUGGACACCGGUAACAGUAUGACUAAAUACAUUGAGAAGCUAGAGGAGAUCAAAAAAAAUUAUAGAUACAGAAAAGAUGAGCUUUUCAAGAGACUGAAAGUUACAACUUUUGCACAGCUGGUCAUCCAGGUUGCUUCCCUCUCCGAUCAGUCGGAUCAGACCCUGGAAGUGACCGCCGAGGAGAUUCAGAGGCUAGAAGACAGUGAUUCUGCAACGCCGGACCCUGAGGCUGAAGUCACUCCCAGGACCAACGGGGAAGGGAGCCCGGGUGAGCAGCCCCCGAGCCCUGUGCAGUUCACCAACAGUGUGGGAGCAGGAGACUCCAGCCGCUCAACUCUCCAGAGCGUCAUCAGUGGUGUUGGGGAGCUGGACCUGGACAAAGGGCUGGUGAAGCGAGCAGAGCCCAGCACCAAAGACAGGCCUUACCCCGACUGCCCCUUCCUGCUGCUGGACGUGCGCGACAGAGAUUCUUACCAGCAGUGCCACAUCGUCGGAGCUUACAGUUACCCAAUUGCAACCCUGUCCAGAACAAUGAACCCUUAUUCAAAUGAUAUUCUUGAGUAUAAAAAUGCCCACGGCAAGAUCAUCAUUCUCUACGAUGACGACGAGAGACUGGCCAGCCAGGCGGCCACCACCAUGUGUGAGCGGGGUUUUGAGAACCUCUUCAUGCUUUCUGGAGGUCUGAAAGUCUUAGCUCAGAAAUUCCCGGAAGGACUGAUCACUGGUUCCCUGCCGGCCUCUUGCCAGCACGCACUGCCUCUCGGUUCUGCUCGGAAACGACCCAGCCCCAAAGCACCGCCCUCCCCGGCUGAGAAUAAGUGGAGAUUUACUCCAGAAGACUUAAAAAAGAUAGAAUAUUACCUGGAAGAGGAUCACGGCCCUGCAGACAAUCCCAGCCGACUGAACCAAGCCCACUCCUUUGGAAGAGACUCCAAGGUGCCUGGUGCCCGCAGCGGCCAGAACCUGCCUGCCGGGAGCCCUGCCGGCCACCCGAUCCCCCGCUCCGUCGGCAGCGGCCACCUACAAGGCAAACCCUGGAAGUGAAGACUUUGCCCUGCUUAGUCAAAUAAAUGUUUUCCCUCCUUGUGGACCCCUGAGCACUGCCCACAUUGGUCAUUUUCAGAAACUGCUGCCGAGGAAAGAGCAGGACACGUGGGAUAGGCCCUCCUGCCUCUCCCCGUCUCCAGCCCCUCUCCCCCCAGCCAGCUCGGGAGGGAUUUUGACAGGUGACCACAAAAGCCAGAGGCGUGACAGGCUCUAGUGCGCUCGCUCUUGUUUACAGAAUCCUGAAGUCUUUUGAAGCUGAGUAGGAGAAAAGGAUCUGCCUUCCUAAUAAGGCCCAGCUUGUCCGAGCUGUAUCCUGUUAUUUGUAAAUGCUUCGGCCGCAGCUGCUGCCCGACUGGUUUUUUUCAUUCGCUGUUCUUGAGUUCAGGCAGGACUCUCGAGGUAGGCUUGGUGUGGGGAGUCGUCCCCAGCGGGUGCCAGCCGCCCAUGGGCCCAGCCCCAGUGCGGGCCCUCUGGCAGGGCGCUGCCUGCCCCACAGCCCUGCUAGGAGUUCGGCCACAGGCACCCAUGAGCAUCACUUGCUCCCAUGACCUAGAGAAGCUCUGCGUUCGCUGAACGCUCCCCCCUCGUCUGAUGUUUCCCUGGAGCCUGCCAGGCUUGCGCCUGCAGCUGUGCGGAAAAAGGCGUCUCCAGGAACGCCUGGCCAUUGUCCCGGCCUGGGCGAAGCACCUCUGGGGACCCGCCACUGAACUUCCCUGUGGUUAGUAUCUCAGUUGUCAAUUUCCCAUGGCCAGCUCAGGUCCGUCCCUGGGUAGAUGGCCUCCAGGAAUCGCCCCCUUGGGUGGGCGACCGAGAACACGCAAGGUGAGGAGGACUCUGGGCCCUUUGUUGGGGCCAACAACCUCUUAAGCCCUUGCUUAAAAAUACAGUAUUAGUCUAAUUGAGUAAUUAGUGCAAUUUCCUGCUUACUUUUCAUUCUCAUGACUGAGCUGUGAUUAGGAGGCUGUGAUUAUAGAUUCUGGUUUUGGCCGGAAUUUUGAAUCAGCAUUGAUUGAAUUGCUGGGUGGCUGACAUUCAUUCCGCGUAAUUGGGGGACCAGGAGACCUCAGGUGAGGAUGAGGCGCUCCGAAGUCCUAACGGAAGAGGAAAAGAGCCAUGUUAAUUUUUACGGCCUGCGAUUGGAGCCGUGAUAAGGGGCUAAGGAAUAAAUUGUGCUCUUUGUCAUGGCAACCAGCUUCUGAAAAUCGCCUGUCCUUGGGUGGUUACGCCGCUGGGCCAGCUUUGCCUCACAAGCACUAUUUUCUCACCACCCCAAAAAGCAGGAAAAAAGGCACCACAGUAUUUCCAGCAUGGGGGCUGUGUUUGCAAGAGAAAUAAACGUAAUAAAUAUCUCACAGAGACAUAUGGAAAAAUCACUCUCAGACUGAGCCCAGUGCUGUUUUAGGGUAUGUUUAUUCUUCUCUACUUGAUUUCCAAAGCGCAACAUUUUCCGAUGCUUUAGAAAUCAAACAAACCGGGGACAUUGUUCAGAUGUCAAGCCGUGCCCAAUUUUCCACAAGAUUCAAGAAUCUUGUAUAAAAUGCAGCCAACGUACACAUAGCUUUAAUGAGGAGCCUGUCAUGUUUCCCCAUAAAUUUAUUGCCUGAGAACUUAGUUCAGCCUUUUGCUAAUGCCAGAACGCUCUGGAUUUUAUUUUCUUUACAGCAUAGAUAGAAAAAAAAAAUGCAAAUUUUUCCACAUUCAACUUUCCCCUCGCAUGGACAAGAUUUUCAGCCAUUUUGGAUGCAUAUACAUUUCUUAAGGAAAAAAAAAAUAUUUUUCCCUGUACCAAAGUCCUGGUUAUGCCAUCUUAAAGUAGACCAACCAGGGGUUCGAUUUCUCUGCCCGGUUCUGUUUUGAAAGUAACUGAUAUAGUCCCCAAUUUGUUCCUGUUCAGCGUCCCCACCUUCGUUAGGGUGUCAGAGCCUACCACUGUACACAUGCAGAGUCAGUUUAGCCGAACCUUUUAGUGUUGCUGUGUCCGUUUAGAUGAGAGCUCUGGCAUGUUGAAUCCCUCUCCGGGAAGAUUUUAAAUAACCACACCUCAAAAGACUCACUGUGGUUCCUCUCUGUGUGUGUUAAAAGUUCCUGUCAGGCGUUUUUUACACACUUGGCAUUACUUUUACAGCUCCAUGAUGCUAGCUUCUUCAUUAGAUUAUUUGACAUGUAGUACUUGAAUGAUCGGCUAUGCCGUGUGCAAUUGCGAGUGUCGAAGAUUAAAGUGCGCAGUU